AUGGUGAAAUCGUCGUCAUCACCCUCUGCUGCCUCACCAGCGGCACCCACGCGUUGUAAAGUUUUGGCACAACGUCUGGAUGAAACUGAACCUCGUAAAGCUGAAGUUCUAGAAACUGAUGAUUGUUCUCGGACUUUUAGUUUACAUUGGGUAGGAUAUAAUAAGCGUUUAGACGAAUGGGUCAUCGGAUCUCGAGUUCAUUUAGAUCAACCCAUCGAAUGGCCUAUCAUCACACCCACUCCGUCCACUUCAUCAACACCUUCAACACCUACUACUGGUAAACAAUCACGUAAAUCGACACAACAAAAGAAACGACAAGAGAGUCUUGAAGAACAACAUCUAGAUGAUGAUUCAAGUCAACCUAUGGUGAUUGAUUCAGAAAGUGCCGUGAGUGAUGAAGACGAAGAUGAAGAUGAAGAUGAAUUAGAAGGAGAUCAAGAACAGACCACCUUUUCGAAAGAAGAUGAAAUUGAAAAAUUAAGAACAUCAGGUAGUAUGACCCAAUCACAUCAUGAAAUCUCAAGAGUUAAAAAUUUAGAUCGAAUUCAAAUGGGAAAACAUGAAGUCGAAGCCUGGUAUUUUUCACCUUAUCCCAUCGAAUUUGCACAUAUACCGAUUUUAUAUAUCUGUGAAUUCUGUUUAUCAUUCUUUGGAAACGAAUCACAAAUCCAUCGACAUCGAAUGAAAUGUAAUUUAUUACAUCCACCUGGUAAUGAGAUUUAUAGAUCAGAUGAUAUUCAUUUUUUUGAAAUUGAUGGUAGAAGACAAAAGACUUGGUGUAGGAAUUUAUCACUCUUAAGUAAAUGUUUCUUAGAUCAUAAAACACUUUAUUAUGAUGUAGAUCCAUUUAUGUAUUAUGUGAUGUGUUUACGUGAUUCGAAUGGAUUACAUAUGAUUGGAUAUUUUUCAAAAGAAAAAGAAUCAGCUGAAAAUUAUAAUGUAGCUUGUAUCUUAACUUUACCUCAAUAUCAACGUCAUGGGUUUGGGAAAUUAUUAAUCGAAUUUAGUUAUGAACUUAGUAAAAAAGAAGGUAAACUUGGUUCACCGGAAAAACCUUUGAGUGAUUUAGGUCUUUUAAGUUAUCGAGCUUAUUGGGAAGAAAUCAUUGUAGGAUUUAUCUUAGAAUGUGUUAGUAAAAAUGAAGAUGUGAGUAUUGAUGAAAUCGCUCAAAAGACGGCUAUUGUUCAUGGGGAUGUGAUGCAUGUUUGUCAAACUUUACACAUGUUAAAAUAUCACGAUAAACAACAUGUGAUUUGUUUAUCAGAUGCAAUCAUUGAAAGACACGAACGAAAUCAAAAGAAGAAAAGAAGAAGAAUUCAACCUAGUCAAUUAUGUUGGAAACCACCCGUCUUUUCUAGGGCACAACUUCAAUUUGGAUUUUAA
This is a messenger RNA of Melampsora larici-populina 98AG31, 1383 nucleotides long. RefSeq lists its product as uncharacterized. Bases 1 to 1383 code for a protein of 460 amino acids. Gene Ontology annotation, molecular function: histone acetyltransferase activity. The record is from RefSeq and is a predicted model, not a curated record. The transcript is spliced from 6 exons. NCBI's taxonomy places the organism in Eukaryota, Fungi, Basidiomycota, Pucciniomycetes, Pucciniales, Melampsoraceae. Gene Ontology annotation, biological process: regulation of DNA-templated transcription.